CUGGCAGUGUGGCGGGCGUCGGUUCCUAAGAUGGAGGCGGCGCCGGGGCCGCGCGGGCUCCUACUGCUCCUCGUCGCCCUGGGGCUGCUCCUGCUGCUGCCGCCCUCCUGGGCCGCCCCUGCGCCGCUGGGACAGGAGACCAUCAGAGUCAAUGUUACUGUGUUGAGAGCCAAUGGGGAACUUCAUGGAAAACAGGUUCUGUUUAAUGUCACUUACGUUAAUGGGCAAGUAUAUGUAAAUGACUUUCUUAUGAAGAUUGGUGUUAUCCGGAUAAAGUGUCCAAGUCUAAUAUUGGAGAAUGGAAACUCUGAUAACCUACUGGAUCAAAGACAUUUGGGAAUUGUCAGUGUUCGCAUCAUGGUUCAUGAGUGGCCUUUGGCUUCCACCUCCAAUUUGCAGUUAAUUGUCAUUCAGGAAGAGGUGACAGAAAUCGAUGGAAAGCAGGUGCAGCAGGAGGAAGUUACUGAGGUGGAUAUCUUAGUUAAGGACCAGAGAGUCCUGAGACAUUCCAACUACUCUGUUCCUUUGAAAGAAAGCAUGCUCUAUUCCAUCCCCAGGGAUAAUGAUGUCUUAUUUACACUUCCCAACCUCCCAGGAAAAGACAUUCAAGAUCCAUUGCAAACCACCAGUCAGUACCUCCUCAGGCAAGCAGAAACUACAGUAGAUGAAGAGACAUUACCUGGCAAGUUACCAGAGACACCUCUUGGAACAGAGCCUCCAUCUUCAUAUAAGGUGAUGUGCCAGUGGGUGGAACAAUUGAGAAACAAGUUGUGCAGUUUCUGGCUUGAAUCUUUCCCUGUGUUCUUUAAUUUGAUGGAGGUCAUUGUGGUUGGAAUCAUAGGAGCAGCUCUUAUAAUAAGAGUUUUAAAGAUGCUGUUUCCCUCCUGUGAACACAAAGGAUUGCUUUCCAUGGAUGACAUCCGCACUGUUCCUGUGGUUACACUUAGUCUCCUUCCGGAUGUUCCAGAGAAAUCAGACACCAUAGAGGAGAAAUUGUGUACUUAACAGGGUUUACUUUUGAGUCUUUGUAUGAAACUUUAAUUGACCUAAAAUUUGGCACUUGAACUUUAUGUUGUUUGUUUCUUACUAAGAAACCUGUAAGUUGGCUGAUUGUGUUAAAGGAACACUCAAGGUUGAGACCCAAAACUAACUUAACUUUCCUGCUCCUCUUGGUAAAGAAUAGCAGCUUCCCAACACAAGUGCUACAACAGGUUUUAACUUCUGUGAAGUAAUUUCCCAAAUGCUAGGAUGGAGAAUGGGCUUCCUUAAAUGAACCCGGUUCAGCUGUCCUUGAAUUUGUAGUGGGAUGAAAUACAGGAUGUCCCAAAUUCCCUAGGUAGUUAUCUAGUACAGGGGACAGGAGUAGAGCAGAUAAAUUACACGUGUGCCUGUAAGACCAAACAAAACUGGCCAACCUCGUUUUAGGUCUGCUACUAUUGAGUGUGCCUUGUGGGGAAAAUAUAAUCACUAUAAAAUAUUUGUACUACUAUAAUAGCAAGUUACUGUGUAUGCAAGACAAAAUUGAAAGGCAAUUUGGUAUUUCAAGCACUUUAUUCAACACUCAAUUUUGUAUGAGGCCCCUGCUCCACUAAAAAUUGAUAGCACUUGUAAACUUGUGUGGCAGGUUUAGUGUGCUCUUUUGUAUAUCAUGGACUGCAAUACCAUGUAAAUUUUCUCAACAAGAAGAGCAAAAUAUCUUUAAAAGACUGGUUUAACUGUACUGAGUGGAGGGGCUCAGUUUUCCCAGACUAAUUUGUAUUGCCAUGAGUUUUCAAAUAAAUUAACAUUUAAAUUGUUUAAUAAAC
Gavialis gangeticus (Gharial) is the source of this 1805-nucleotide messenger RNA. It is a transcript of the gene GINM1, whose product is annotated as glycoprotein integral membrane 1. The record is from RefSeq and is a predicted model, not a curated record. The transcript has 8 exons. Lineage: Eukaryota; Metazoa; Chordata; Crocodylia; Gavialidae. Bases 31 to 1005 code for a protein of 324 amino acids.